Messenger RNA from Symbiodinium sp. CCMP2592, 600 nucleotides. The record is from the annotation of a GenBank genome assembly. Lineage: Eukaryota; Dinophyceae; Suessiales; Symbiodiniaceae.
AUGGCUCGUAAGACGGGACGAAGUGCGGAGGAAGUUACGUGGCUCGUUUGGUGUUUCGAGCAUUGCUUGAAGCCCGAGCAGGCCCUUGUCCGCAAAGAGUUGGCGGCCCUUGCCACCAAGUUCGGAUGCAAGUUUGUUUGCCACAAGAAAUCCAUGCGCUUUCUCAGCUGGCUGGAGGGCAGGAAGGGGAGCAUACUGCUCGUCGCAGAUUGGCGAGAAGCCAAGCCGACCAUGGAGGAGAUCAGCAAGCAAAACCAAAGCCAUGACUUGCGCAUGUGUGUCGUGGCGCAAACAGCAACGAUCCUUCGCCGCGCAUCUUACUGGGCACGCGCUCAGAACGGAUGCGCGGAGAUCACGGUCACGCCGGGCUUCUUGCGACACAAGGUGGAGGAGAUGAUCGCAAGCCAUGUGCAGGCCGUGCAGGCCAAGCGCAUCACAGAGCCGGCUAUGAGGAUCGGUCCCCAGAUCCCCGUGAGGUCUAUUGGGGCAGACGGAUGGUUGUCCCUCCCCAGUCUUCUCGAAGCCGUCAAUGACCCCAAGCAGGCUCUUGGACUUGAGAAGCUCAUUCGUCAAACGAUGUGGCAACUCUACGAGGACUGA